CUGAUUGCAGCCUUGAUGGAGAGACGAGGAGCAGAGGGCGAUCAUUCAGAGCCGUGACGUCUCCCCGGUGAUGUUUGCAGCCAGUCAAGUCAGCAGCAGGCAGCAAGGACGAUACAGGAAGUGAGGCGAUGUGGCCUUCAAAAUAAAAGGCCACAGACCUACAACCAGCUGAAGGCAAGUGAAGCAGGCAGGACAGCCACACCUCAUGCGUGGGCUCAGCAAAGGUCCGAGUGGAUACGGGUCUGACAAACAUGGGUGUGCUCCAGCUCCACAAUCCCACUCACCCCAGCACGCUUCUGCAGCGGGCCAAUCAGAUGCGCCUGACCGGCACCUUGUGUGAUGUCAUCAUCACAGUGGACGGCCAGGAGUUCCCGGCGCACCGCACCGUCCUGGCCUGCACCAGCAAAAUGUUCGAGAUCUUGUUCCACCGCAGCAGCCUGCGCUACGCCCUGGACUUCCUGUCCCCCAAGACCUUCCAGCAGAUCCUGGAGUACGCCUACACCGCGUCCCUCCAGGCCACAGCCGAGGACCUGGAUGACUUGCUGUACGCCGCUGAGAUCCUGGAGAUCGAGUACCUGGAGGAGCAGUGCCUGAAGGUGCUGGAGACCAUCCAGGCCGAGGAGAGCGAGGAGGUGGCGGUGAGGAAUCACAGCUCCGGAGACCACAGUGACCACAGCAGGGCCAGGCAUUGGCGGCACAUGUUGAUGUCCAAGAAGCAUUCCAUACAGGAUGGACCCAACCGCACCACCCCCACCGCUCUACACCACCUGGCACUGUACCACAUGACGGAGAGGAGCUCUCCUGGUCCAGAGCCCGAGGUUGCUCCUGAGUCGAGCCCCAAGCCGGACACGGAGGUUGACAUGGAGAGCUCCCAGCAGCCUCGGCAACACAGCGCAGAGUUAUCCCAGACCCCAUCUCUGGAUCCUGUGAGAAGUAUAAAAUCAGAGAGCAUGCAGGUGGAUGAAGCCAACAGCUGCGAGGGCAGGUCCUCCAGCGCUGGGGAGGGAAGUUGUAUGUCAGACCAGCCCAGAGACGAGGGCCCGGGGACGCCCCUGAGAAGCAGUGUGAUCACCAGUGCUCGAGAGCUGCACACAGGCCCCGAAGACGGAGGACAAGUGGUGGGAAAUUCCCUUGACUGUUUCCCCGGGAUCGCUGAGAAACAUCUGGCCUCCAUAUACUCUGUGCCCUCCAACCACACAGGGGAGGGGAUGCUGCCAGUGUCCGUUUCAGUGGCCCCGUCCCUGGGCGUGCCGCUGGACCCGAGGGCCUACAGUGGUCUGCUGCACCAAGGCUUGCUGCACAGAGAGCUCCUCAGCAGGCUGGGCCAGUUUGCAGCAGGGAUGAGGCACGAGGGCCAGGCUCAAGGCCAGCAGUGUUGUGGUGAAUGUGGGCUUCAGCUGCACAGCAGGCAGGCCAUGGAGCAGCACAGGAGGCUGCAUAACGAGGAGAAGGGCCACGGCUGCGAAUACUGUGGCAAACACUUCCAGGACAGCAUGCGGCUAAGGAUGCACAUGCUGUCUCACACAGCUCCCGCAGAGGCGCUGGUGUGUGAUCAGUGUGGAGCAACAUUCUCCUCAGAGGAUGCUCUGGAAGCCCACAGGCAAACACACACAGGGACUGACAUGGCGGUGUUCUGUCUGCUGUGUGCAAAGCGCUUCCAGACCCAGAAGGCCCUGCAGCAGCACAUGGAGGUCCAUGCAGGCAUGCACAGCUACAUCUGUAGCCACUGUGAGCGCCCCUUCCCCAGCCACACUACCCUCAAAAGACACUUGCGAUCGCACACGGGCGAUCACCCGUUUGAGUGUGAAUUCUGCGGGAGCUGCUUCAGAGACGACGGCACGCUGAGGGGCCAUAAACGCAUCCACACAGGAGAGAAGCCUUAUGAGUGCAACGGCUGCGGGAAGAGGUUCAGCCUCAAACACCAGCUAGAGACACACUACCGUGUACAUACAGGUGAGAAGCCAUUUGAGUGUAAGUUGUGUCACCAACGGUCCAGAGACUACUCAGCUAUGAUCAAGCACCUGCGCACGCACAACGGCGCGUCUCCGUACCAGUGCACCAUCUGCCAGGACUUCUGCCCGAGCCUGGCCGCCAUGCAGAAGCACAUGAAGGGCCACAAACCCGAGGAGGUGCCGGCGGACUGGAGGAUAGAAAAGACUUAUCUGUACGUCUGUUACGUCUGAGCAGGACUUGGACCCCAUGCACAAUCUGACACACACACACACAAACACACACACACACACACACGCAGACACACACACACACAGACACACACCGUUGGGUGAAAACCUCAAGAACUCCAAUGUUGCUGAUUUUUAAAGUUGAAGGAUUAAAUGUUUCUUGAUGGGUUUAAAAAAAAGUAAUAAAAAAGACUCUUUUUGGCUAAACAGAAAAAUGCAUUGUGGGUAGGUGUCAUUCUGGGAGUUAAAAGGUUUUUAACCUGAAUACAGAGACAUGCAAGCAUAAAUACAAAUUUGUGCGCACACUGGGGCUGCCAAUAAUGAUUAAUUUCAUUAUCAGUUUGAUUAUUUUUACUAAUAAAUUGUUUAGUCUGAAAAACAUUUUAGUGACAAGGUGAGAUCUUCAAAUAACGAGUUUUGUCUGAGCUCCAGUCCAGUCCAAAGAGAUUCAGUUUACUAUGAUAUAAAUCCGAUUUUUUCUCACAUUCUGAGAAGCAGGAAACGGUGAAUGUUUAGCAUCUUUCCCUGAAAAAAAAAAACCAUUAAUUGAGUAUGAAAAUUGUUGACAGUUUCCUGACGACUAAACUGUUUCAGCCCUAGUGCACGCAAACGUACAGACACACAUUUUCUCUCUCUCUCUCACACACACACACUUUCAGUUUUGAUAAUAACUGUAUCUCUAAUGGAUCCACUGUGGUUAAAAUCAAUGCCACAAUGGCUGCGACUGCUGACCUGUAUGUGUAGCAGGAGCUUUUUGAUUGAUUGCUAAACCAUCAGGCAACCUGAGUCAUCUUCUAUGAUUGUGCAGUAGAUGUUGAAAAUAAUUCCACGAAGGCUUGAUUGGCUGAACUUUGCAACGUUUUCUCUCCUAAUUUCCUGUGACUUCUCAGUUUUUUUUUUUCCUGCUGUUGGAUUUUUAUUUUGGAGUUGUUUAUUUUCUGCAUGUUUUACUUGAAUGGCUGCCACGUUUUGACCUCAUAAGCUUGAUCUCUUUAAUUGCCUUGUCUUUCUUGCAGUGGGUGUUAUUGUUUCGAGGUAACUGGCUCACAAUUUGAGUUUCUCUUGCAAUGUAAUAGGUUUUGCUAUUUAUAUGUUGUUUAUUUGUUACCAAAUAUGUACUGGUUUUCAUCACGCAGUCUGUGUCUCUUGGGAUGAUUUCUAGUAGAGUGAGCUCUCUACCUCUCCUCACUUUUCACCGUUUGUUUUAAACCUACUGCAAAUUAUUCAUCCAUUAGUAGUUUUAAUUUUCUAACAAAUACAUCAUAAGUUAAAUGGUCAAACAGUGUGUAAAAAAUGCGAAGAGCCUCAACAUGGCUUUUAUGUGUAGUUUUUUAUCAUUAACUAUAUAUAGAUGUCUUAUAAAAAUCACAGAAUCAGAAUUUUCUAGAAGAAAAUUGAAGAAAACAUGAAAAGAAGGUGUUUUUUUUUUUUUUUUUUUUACAAAACAUGAAAAGAAAAUUCUGACAUCGAAUCACUAUGAGCAGGUAAUUGUCAGUUGUAGUGUAGCUGUAAUGUACAAACUGUCAUGGUAUGUUAUUCCCUUAUGUGAGCCUAACACGGGCCUUAUAGAUUUAAACAUGUUGUAUUUUUGUAUUACAGUAAUUUGCUAUUUGUUUACAUUUGGUAUGAUUUGAGAAACAUCUUAAAGUGUGUGUUUUAUAAGUCUCUGAUUUGAUUAAGACCCCUCCCUUGUGCCUCUUUUAUAAGUAGCGCAUUGAUGUGCUUGAGUACAUGGGUCUGUGCUAUUGGUAGUUGUUUCUGGGUGUUUGUUUAUUGUUACUUAAUUAAAGAUAGACUGCCAUGUAGAUCCACUUUGUCUGAACAUUGCAACUGGAAGCACCAUACUGUGAUAGUGGCUGAUACUCUGAUGCAAGUUCCAAGCAAUUUCAAUGUAAAAGUACACGCUUGUCUCAAAUUGUUCCCUUCAAAGUGACAAUGGACUGAGAUCUUUGGAUGAAAACAGUGCGUCUCGCAAAUCCUGGCGUCUGUGGGCAUUACCAAUGCCUUCUUAAGUAGCCAACAACACUCAGUGCCAUGAAAACACACAUUCACUGUAUCUAUUCUACAUGAACAUGCACUAUAAAUGGAUUUCCUCGGUGGACCAAAAGAAAUAGAGCACUUUUGUUUGAAAAGGGUUUUUUCUUUGAUCUUUCUAUGUUGUGAUAAUGCAGAUGUCCUUUUAUUUGAUGUGUCCUAGAAGGAUGUGAUUAGCAUUGUUUAGAUUAUGUCAAUGUCUGUCUACCUCAGGGCCAGAUCAAAGCUCGACCUGGUGUCCAAUCAGGGUUGUUCUUCUUGCCAUGUGUGCAGUAAAAUCCCUCUUCAUUACAGCUUUGUAACACAGUGUGUGAAAGUGUUUUCUCAGUGUGGAUUCAGGCACAACUCUGUAUGCGUCAGUGUUCAGUGGCAUGGUUAAAAAAAGAAUAAAACGAUUUAC
Molecule: messenger RNA, 4614 nt
Organism: Toxotes jaculatrix (banded archerfish)
Lineage: Eukaryota; Metazoa; Chordata; Actinopteri; Toxotidae
Gene: zbtb16b
Product: zinc finger and BTB domain containing 16b
Exons: 7
Coding region: 252-2183 (643 amino acids)
Biological process (GO): regulation of cytokine production; regulation of immune system process; negative regulation of transcription by RNA polymerase II
Molecular function (GO): protein binding
Source: RefSeq, a predicted model, not a curated record